This is a messenger RNA of Neltuma alba, 899 nucleotides long. RefSeq names its product serpin-ZX-like. Bases 47 to 442 code for a protein of 131 amino acids. The transcript is spliced from 2 exons. The record is from RefSeq and is a predicted model, not a curated record. Gene Ontology annotation, molecular function: serine-type endopeptidase inhibitor activity. NCBI's taxonomy places the organism in Eukaryota, Viridiplantae, Streptophyta, Magnoliopsida, Fabales, Fabaceae.
UCCUGACGUAUUCGACAGAUCCGAGUUGUUGGGAAACCAUCUACUUAUGGAUGUAAAAUUAGAUGAAUGCAGGUUGGUUUCACCAAAAUUAGAUGAAUGCAGGGUGGUUUCACCUUUGUCUUUACAAGUGGUGCUCAGCCUCCUUGCCGCCGGCUCCCGCGGUUGGACCCGCCGUCAGCUUGUCAACUUCUUCAACGCCGAUUCCGUCGAUCAUCUCAAUUCCUUGGCCUCUCAACUCUCCGACGUCAUCUUGGCUGAUGGUGAUCCCGUCGUUGGCCCUUGUGUGCGUUGCUCCAAUGCCUUAUGGCUUGAUCAGUCCCUUACUCUCAAGCCCUAUUUUAAACACAUUCUGGACUCUGAUUACAGAGCCGCUGUGAACCCAGUGAACUUUCAGACCGACCUGUGUGCCAUACCCUCUUUCUCUCUUAUAAUGAUGUUUUAAAGAUGAAGACUCCAGAAGGCAUGCCGGAACUUCAAAAAUGAAAGCAUAUUGCUUUUCGUGAUGUCUUUCUAUGGAAUCGUUGGUCUCUUUAUUAGCUCUUAUUUGUGGUGUACAAUUUUGGUGGAAUGUAGGUAGUGGAAGUUUGAAUUUAUCCCCUCUUUUUUUUGGUCUCCUAAAAAUCAUCUCAUUAAUUGUUAUAUUAAUUGAUGCAUGAUAUGUAUAUACACACACAACCCGAUUAUUUUCUUCUUCGCCUUUGUAAAUUUUAAAUGCAAAGUCGUUGAGUUUGAGAGAAUACAACGAUUUCAAUUUUGUGUGAGGAAAUUAAUUAAGGGAAUCAAGAACAACAAUUUGUUGUCUUGAUGAGAGGCUUUAUGAAAUGGCUAUAUAUAAUUUGUGCAGGCUGCUCAUGUGGGGCAACAAAUUAAUUCGUGGGUGGAAAAUGAGGCAAGUGUCC